AUGAACGGAACCAUUAUCACUGUAGUUGGUGAACUUGAUGUUGAGGAAGAAUGCAUCAUAUCAUGCUUUACUCCCAAGAUUGGUUCACUAGUAAAGAAAACCCCGUCAACCCAAGCUUCAUUCAAGACUUUAUUAUAUGUUGGGCUCUUCUUCUCGAUCCUGUUUCACUGCGGACUCGCUACACAAGUCGCGUCACCGCAUUCGUUCAGUCGGGUCGCCAAAGCAGCGGUGAUGAAGGCUGACAAGUGUAUGAAUGAAGUCGAAACAACAAGUGUACUUCGGAACUCUUCUCCACCGCUUCGUAGCCGGAGCAGACACGUGGAGUUCACUGGAAGGGAGAAUGGCGGGAAUGAUUUCUUGCAAUGCAACGGAACUCGUCUAACAAGUUCUCGUCAAGUCUAUGUGGAAUUCCUCGUUAAGUCUGAGUGGUCGAGUGAAUUUAUGAACGAGCUAUAG
This is a messenger RNA of Ilex paraguariensis (yerba mate), 456 nucleotides long. NCBI's taxonomy places the organism in Eukaryota, Viridiplantae, Streptophyta, Magnoliopsida, Aquifoliales, Aquifoliaceae. The record is from the annotation of a GenBank genome assembly.